CCCCGAACGGCUACCUCGGGGGCCUCGCGACACCAGGGUCGCGCGCAGGUCGUUCUGGGACUCGUAUUUCACCCUUCCUUCAUCUCGCCAGUUUCUCCCUACGGAGAACUCCAUUUCCCGGCGUCCAUCUCGGUGCCCGACCUUUGGCGCGUGCGCGUUGGCCUCUUCCCCACCCUCCCCAAUUUCCACUCCCCCCACCCCACUUCGCUUGCCGCGGUCGGGUCCGCGGCCUGCGCUCUAGCUGUCGACGCCGUUCCUCGGAAGCAGCAACUCCCCUCCCCCACCCUUGUCCCGGUCCCGGUCCAACCGCUGAGGUGAAGAUGAGCAGCUCAGAGGAGGUGUCCUGGAUUUCCUGGUUCUGUGGGCUCCGUGGCAAUGAAUUCUUCUGUGAAGUGGAUGAAGACUACAUCCAGGACAAAUUCAAUCUCACUGGCCUCAAUGAGCAGGUGCCUCACUAUCGACAAGCUCUAGACAUGAUCUUGGACCUGGAGCCUGAUGAAGAGCUGGAAGACAACCCCAACCAGAGUGACCUGAUUGAGCAGGCAGCCGAGAUGCUUUAUGGAUUGAUCCACGCCCGCUAUAUCCUCACCAACCGUGGCAUCGCCCAGAUGCUGGAAAAGUACCAGCAGGGAGACUUUGGCUACUGUCCCCGUGUGUACUGUGAGAACCAACCCAUGCUUCCCAUCGGCCUUUCAGACAUCCCAGGUGAGGCCAUGGUGAAGCUCUACUGCCCCAAGUGCAUGGACGUGUACACACCCAAGUCGUCGCGGCACCACCACACGGACGGCGCCUACUUCGGUACCGGUUUCCCUCACAUGCUCUUCAUGGUGCACCCCGAGUACCGACCCAAGCGGCCCGCCAACCAGUUUGUACCCAGGCUCUAUGGUUUCAAGAUUCAUCCGAUGGCCUACCAGCUGCAGCUCCAAGCAGCCAGCAACUUCAAGAGCCCAGUCAAGACGAUUCGCUGAUGCCCCCUCCACCUUUGACACCUCCGUUCCUCCGCUGCCGCCCUUUCAGGAAUCCUCUAUGGUUUUUAGUUUAAGUUAAAGGAGUCAUUAUUGUGGUGGGAAUAAUGAAAUAAAGUGGAAGAAAAGGC
Molecule: messenger RNA, 1096 nt
Organism: Condylura cristata (star-nosed mole)
Lineage: Eukaryota; Metazoa; Chordata; Mammalia; Eulipotyphla; Talpidae
Gene: CSNK2B
Product: casein kinase 2, beta polypeptide
Exons: 7
Coding region: 321-968 (215 amino acids)
Cellular component (GO): cytoplasm; protein kinase CK2 complex
Molecular function (GO): protein kinase regulator activity
Source: RefSeq, a predicted model, not a curated record